CGCACUCCGAUGCGACACACACUCUUUCCUCUCUAAUUGAGCAGCACCAGUUCCUCUUCCUCCCUUGCUACACGAUAAUCUAGCGCAUUUCCCACGAAACGAUUGGACACCCUCAACCUCCCCAACUCCGCGACCGCAUCCCCACCUCCACCCUCAUUUCCGCUCCUCCGCACGCAACCCCAGCUCCAACCCAGCUCCCACCUUAACAAAAAGGGCCUCCUCCCUACCUCCAAACGAACCAGCACUGAAUAUGCCACCACCAACACCACCACCACCCAAUUCAAACCCUAACCGCACAAAACCCCGCGUCGUGGCCCGCGAAGAACUCUCCCGCGCAACCAGUUCAGGCCACCGCCUCGUCCAAGACCUCCAAGACGAACUCCGCGCGCAAGCGCACGCGCACGCCCAGCAGCAGCAGCAGCAGCAGCAACAACAACAACAAGCCCGCCAACGCCCUCGCAUCUCUUUCCUUUCCGCCCUCCGCGCGCGCUACGCAACCCUCCCGCUACCCUUCCGGCGGUCCGUGCGGGUGCUGGGCGCCACGCUCCCGCUCCUCCCGAUCGGGCUCUUCUUCUCCGAGCACGUGCUGCAGGUGAUGUGGGUGCGCGGGCCCAGCAUGACGCCCUACCUGAACGAGGACUACGAGCAGAUGCACACGGCCAGCGACAUGGUGCUGGUGAACAUGUGGGGCGGGGGCGGGUUGUGGCCGUGGGAGCGGAAGCGGCGGUUGGAGAGGGGGAUGGUUGUUACGUUUCGCUCCCCUGCGAAUCCCCGCCACAUCGCCAUCAAGCGCGUCGUCGGACUGCCCGGAGAUCGGAUCACGACACGUGAACCCUGUCUGAAGGAUGCGCAGGUCGUCCCGUUCAACCAUGUGUGGUUGGAGGGCGAUGCGCGCGAUCCCCGGAAGUCCAUGGAUAGUAAUACCUACGGGCCGGUGAGUUGCAGUCUGAUCACGGGCCGGGUGCUCGCGGUGCUGUGGCCCAGGUGGCGGUGGUUGAAUUGGGAGGAUUGGGAACGCGGGCUUGUGGAGGGCGAUACGGAGCGUCGCUUCGGGGAGGGUUAUCGCCAGGAGGUGAGGGAGCGUGUGGUUAAGGAGGCGGUGAAGUUGGAACGCCCACAAUUGUCGUAGACUGCGGUUGGGAUGGCAAGGUGUUUACUGUAAGCUGGUUGGUGGUGUUCGAUGUUGUGUAUAUUAUGUUUGUUUGCAUUGAGUAUGUACAUAUUUCCUCCCUUUCGUCCUUCAUGUGUGUGCGGUGACUAUAUAGAAAUU
Messenger RNA from Aspergillus brunneoviolaceus CBS 621.78, 1270 nucleotides. Its product is annotated as putative mitochondrial inner membrane protease subunit Imp2. Lineage: Eukaryota; Fungi; Ascomycota; Eurotiomycetes; Eurotiales; Aspergillaceae. The transcript has 2 exons. Gene Ontology annotation, biological process: mitochondrial respiratory chain complex assembly. The record is from RefSeq and is a predicted model, not a curated record. Gene Ontology annotation, cellular component: membrane; mitochondrial inner membrane peptidase complex. Gene Ontology annotation, molecular function: serine-type endopeptidase activity. Bases 251 to 1129 code for a protein of 292 amino acids.